Messenger RNA from Cryphonectria parasitica EP155, 429 nucleotides. Its product is annotated as DDE-domain-containing protein. The transcript is spliced from 2 exons. The annotation marks the transcript as partial. Lineage: Eukaryota; Fungi; Ascomycota; Sordariomycetes; Diaporthales; Cryphonectriaceae. The record is from RefSeq and is a predicted model, not a curated record. Gene Ontology annotation, molecular function: nucleic acid binding.
CUCCUCAUCCUGGAUGGCCAUAAAAGCCAUACAUCACCGGAGUUUAUAGCUUCUUGCUACUUAAACAACAUUUUUCUAUGCUUCCUCCCAGCACACACAUCCCACGGCCUCCAGCCACUAGAUAACAGCAUUUUUGCCUCUCUGAAAGCCGCCUAUCGAAAAGAACUUCAAAAGUUGCAAGAUCUUACGGACUCAGCCCCAGUUAAUAAGAUCAACUUCAUGAGGUGUCUUAUUACAGCUAGAGCAUCAGUUACGCCUAGAGUAGUAAAAGGAGGAUGGAAGCACAGUAGAAACUAUCCAAUCAGCCGCCAGAAAGCCCUUUCUCACGAGAAAAUCCAAGAGGAUAAGCAGAAACGAGAGGCAGAUGAGCUUGAGAAGGAUGAGGAGGAUAAGGCCAUUUCCCACAGCUUUAUUACUGCUAUAGGCUGA